AUGUCUGCAGUCAGGAUUCAACUUGUUAAGGAAUUACAUAAACCGAUUGGACGCAAUUAUCCUCGCCGACGAACAAUAAUUAAAGGUCUUGAUGACUUAUGGCAGAUGGAUCUAGCUGAAAUGAUACCUUAUGCAAAACAUAAUAGAGGAUUUAAAAUGAUUUUGGUAGUUAUCGAUUGUUUUUCGAAAUUCGUGUGGACUCGUCCACUCAAGACGAAAACAGCCGAAGAAAUAACUCGUGCAUUUUCGAGUAUUAUCAAAGGCGGUAGAAUGCCAAAAAAUGUACAAUCAGAUCAAGGAACGGAAUUUUACAAUACUAAAUUUAAAACUCUAAUGAAAAAACAUAAUAUCAAUCAUUAUAGUACGUUUAGUACAAAAAAAGCUGCAAUUGCAGAAAGAGUUAUUAGAACGCUCAAAACGAAACUCUAUAAACAUUUCAGCUUAAUUGGGAAAUACAAAUGGAUCAUAUUUUACCUCAAAAUACAAAUGAAUACAACAACACGAAACAUUCUACUAAAUUACGAAAAUGCAAUAAGACAAGUAAAACACUAUUUAUUACAUAGAGUUUUCAAUGUUGUUCGAUUUAUGGUUGGGUAUAGCCUUAGCCCUGUCAGAAAUUUUGCACCUGUCAUCAUUUUAUCAACACUUAUCGGAGCUGUGGAAUCUAUCAAAAUGUCCUUCAAUACUUUCGAAUGGGAACAUGUCAUAGAUGCACUGCGUAAGAGUAAGGAGGAGUAUUUCAAUUCUCCAGAUAACAAAAGUCCUAUCGAUUCUAAUCUCUUGUAA
Diorhabda carinulata is the source of this 786-nucleotide messenger RNA. RefSeq lists its product as uncharacterized. Gene Ontology annotation, biological process: DNA integration. The transcript has a single exon. Gene Ontology annotation, molecular function: nucleic acid binding. The coding region runs from base 1 to 786 and encodes 261 amino acids. The record is from RefSeq and is a predicted model, not a curated record. Lineage: Eukaryota; Metazoa; Arthropoda; Insecta; Coleoptera; Chrysomelidae.